Molecule: messenger RNA, 1237 nt
Organism: Aspergillus nidulans FGSC A4
Lineage: Eukaryota; Fungi; Ascomycota; Eurotiomycetes; Eurotiales; Aspergillaceae
Product: Sec63 complex subunit SEC66
Exons: 3
Coding region: 217-1035 (272 amino acids)
Biological process (GO): post-translational protein targeting to membrane, translocation
Cellular component (GO): Sec62/Sec63 complex
Source: RefSeq, a predicted model, not a curated record
CACAGCACUCCCUGAGCGUUGUUCGUUCUCCUCAUGUACCUUCUUUUAGCCCAAACCUUUUGUCGAUCCUUUUAACGUACACAGCGGGCAAACCUCGUACUAUGACCAACUAAAACUCAGCCAAAAAUACUACAGUACCCGCACCGCAGUCACUUCCAACACUAACAACCAACUCAACCUCGCCGAAUUCUACCCGUCCACAGACACAGACACAUAAUGGUGGACUGGGUCACACUUAUUGUACCGUUUGCGUACCUCAGCGUUCUAAUCGGCUCCCUUGCAACUUUCUCAUCCCUCUACCGCAAGCGCAAGGCCAGAAAGGCCACAUCCCUAGAACCAUGGUUUCCGUCACAUCUACAACGAGACAUCUACUUUUCCCUUCUGCACCUUGACCCGCCCGCCUCAGCAACAGAGAAGAAGGUCGCGGUCCCCGAGUCGGUCCUCAAGGCGGCGCUACUCCGCCGCGCUCAAGAAGACAUUCGCCGCGUCAUGACCCUUCGCAGUCAGAAGCAGGCUCUUUCCGUACUUCUUCAGCGGGGAAGUGUGGGCGACGACCUUUGGCAGAGGUUUCUGCGGGCGGAGAAGGAGAUGGAGGAUGAAGUGCGGGAUGUUGUUACUGAGGCAAACGCGUACGCCCCCAACUGGGGCCAGGUAAUCUUCCAGUCGGCAAACGAAAUGGUUAACAACGAGAUUGUACGCGAGCGGUUAGAUAAACACCAGAAGAAACUUGAUGAGGAGAAGGCUUGGUGGGAGAAGAAGAAGGCUAGUAUCCAGGAAGGGUUCAUGAAGGAGCUGGAUGCUGAGAAGCCGGGCACCGUCACUACUGCUGCUGCUGCUACCGCGGCGCCUGAGGUUGCUGAAGGUACGCAGGUUGCAGUUGGGUCGAAGGCAUCUGCUUCAGCUGCGGCUCCCCCCGCACCGACUGUUACGGAGAGUGACGAUGAUGCGGUGCUUGUAGAGGCUGAUGACCAGGCCGGGAGCGCAGGACAAAAGAGUCCUGGUGGAGGAAAAAAGAAGAAGAAGGGGAAGAAAUGAAUAAAUUUCCGAGGCAUAUAGAUGAUGCAUCAAAGGGUUUUAGAUGGUUUUCACCUCCUUGAACUUUACUUCCUCUUAUGUUUUAUGAAUGGUGUUUAUCUAAAUUUUAACGGUCUUUUACUUGAUGGGCCUCCUAUUUCCUUUAUUGGUAAUCAUUAUUCACUCUAGAAGGGUUAUGAAGUCAAUAUAAUCAAGAUUGAUU